Gigantopelta aegis is the source of this 4134-nucleotide messenger RNA. RefSeq lists its product as uncharacterized. The transcript is spliced from 13 exons. Gene Ontology annotation, molecular function: carbonate dehydratase activity; zinc ion binding. Bases 757 to 3141 code for a protein of 794 amino acids. The record is from RefSeq and is a predicted model, not a curated record. NCBI's taxonomy places the organism in Eukaryota, Metazoa, Mollusca, Gastropoda, Neomphalida, Peltospiridae.
CGGCAAAGAAGUCCUUCACACCUUAACACAUAUUUCAUACUAGCCUACACCUGCGGCCCGUGUGUCACGGUAACAGCUCACCUGGGAUAUACCAGUCCGCUGAGGUGCGAAGAGACCUUCUCUCAACAUGAUAAUCAAGCCUUCUAGCCUGUAACUGCGCAAUUGCACUGACCUCUCGUCUGCCCAGGAAGACGUCUGUCAGGGGAAGCAGGAGGUCCAGGGAGAGGCUUGUCGUGUCCAUAGAGAGGCUUGAGAGGGGUUUGUUGUAUCCAGGGUGUGGCUCCACGUCUUGUCCAGGGGAGAAGACAAAGUAUACCUGAGGCUACCGGCGUAUUCAAGAAGAGCACGGACCUUAGUUCCAGGGAGAAUUGUAUCUGAAAGGACAACAUGUGUCAUCAGGAAGAUUUUAAUUAAAAACGAUUAAUCUGUGGGUGUAAUAACCAGGCAGGAUUUGAGUUCAGGAAGACAUUAGCCACAGGAUCUUUUAGUUCCUGGAUUUUAUACUCCCUAGGCUUUGACAGUUUUUAAAAGUCCUCCCAAAGUUCUGUCGCCAAUUCCAAGAAAGGGAUUAAGUGUUUCCAAGGUCAUCUUUAUUUAUAUUUUCAAGAGAACAUUUGUCGCUUUUACCAGGAAGACAUUUAUCAGGUGUUCCAAGAAAAUAUAGGUCAGGACUGUGUAAAAUAUUAUUAAACUUUGUUAAGGAAAGAGUUCAAAACAGAGAAAGAGAGGGGAAGAGAACUGUCGUCUGUUAACAAAAUGGCAAGAUUAGUCACGUUAAUUUUAUUGUGCACUGUGCAAGGAGCAGUUUCCUAUAAUGCUCGACAUAUGCACUACCAGAUGCGGCCUCGAUUCGCGGCACGUCCGAUGGCAGUGCAGUCAGCACCAAUCAACCGCAUGGGACCUCCCCCUCGCCGUCAGUACUACUAUUACCCACCUGGGGUCAAAUACGCAAAUUCCAUGCCGCUCAGUAACAAACAGAUCAAGCGCGGUUACCCUGUCAACCAGAACACGUGGCACAACCAACGAGGAACAAACAAUAAGGUGCACGUCAUACAGCAUCCUGUUAGGAGAGAUCCUCGGCUUCAAGUCAAGAGACCAACAGGUUUCAGGACAAGAGGUCCAGUCGCCCAGGUCGUAAAUAACAAUCUUGGGGUUCACCAGCAACGUGUAUUAGUAGGUCCAAACAGAAAACAGUUUAGCAACCAGCAACCCUGGGUUAGACAGAGACAGACAGUACACAAACUACCGAAUGGUAGAUUUCUAGUUCAGAAAGGACACCAUAACAAACAGUUCGUUUCAAGGAACUUCAACUUGCGCCAUCAAGCUGUGCGGCAGAGGCAACAGCAAUUUUCUGUUCUGGGCAAAAGAUUUGGAUUGAAUAGUGGAGGCAAACACCAGCAGCUAGUCCAUCAGCAGCAAAUACACCAUGCUCGGCAGAACAACAGACCGCAGGUUAAUGUGCAUAGUCAGACAGGACAACAGAGAGGACAGCAACAGUUGUUGUUUCAGCAGCAGCAACAACAACAAUUGGCACAGGGUUUGGGUCUUCAACAACCACGGCAUCAACAGCAGAAGCACCAGCAACAACAACUGGCUCAGGGAUUAGGCCUUCAACAACCACACCAGCAACUGCACCAGCACCACCAACAACGACAACAAUUAGCACAGGGAUUAGGAGGUCUUCAACAUCGUGAUAAAGCACACCAGCAUCAGAAGUUCAAACAGCAACUUCAGCUUCAGCAAGCAGCACGAUUGCAUAACCUGAAACAUCCCAAUACUCUCGUAAAGCCGAUUUCUGGAUCACGAGAUACUACUAAGAUUCCCAGGAUACGAAUCACGCCAGCGAAGCUGUCGUCCACUUCAAAGUCUACAAGCAGACCCACGUUGAGAUAUCCAGACAAGACGUUUGCACAUGAGAAUCAAAAUGGCGUCAAUGUCAUCAUUCCCAGGAAAGAUACGGACGUGCACCCCGUUACCUCUGUGACGCGGAUCAAGACAAAUGUCUUGUCGAAGUAUGACCCUGAAAUGAAACCCGGUAUAUUGGCGUCAGGCAUUGUCAAGACUGUGAAGUUCAUCAGGGGACCUCAGCACGGAGUAAUAAAAAGCGCCUGGGCCUACCACAAAGAUUUAGAACACAUUGGUCCCGAGGAGUGGUCUAGGAUUUACCCCACGUGUAAAGGAAUCCGCCAAUCUCCUCUCAACAUUCUGGACGAUGACGUCGUGUUCACGCCCGAAUUGGGCCCCUUCAAGUUCACAGGUUUUGACGGAUCCAGAUCGGUGUUCAAAAUGCACAACAACGGACACACAGCUAGUAUAUCUGUGUCUGACCACAUGAAGGUGGAGGGAGGCGGACUCGAUGGGGAGUACACGACGGCAAACAUCCACUUCCACUGGAGCCAAGACCAGGUGGGCUCGGAACACGCCAUCAACGGGUUCAAAUUUCCUCUCGAGAUGCACAUUGUGAACUAUGCGACGCGAUACGGUAACCUUACCAACGCCAUGCGCUAUAGAGACGGUCUGGCUGUCUUCGCUGUCUUCUUUACCGUUCAGCGGACAUAUAAUCCUUACUUUAGACCAAUCGAAGAAGGAUUGAAACGUUGCAGAUUUCCCGGUAGUUCUGCACAGUUGAGUAAAAUAAACGUAGAAACACUGAUUCCGAGUGCGAGCUCCGAGUUUUAUCGUUACUAUGGCAGCCUGACAACACCUCCUUGUCACCAGAGCGUUAUUUGGACUCUAUUUGACGACGUCCAGGUGUUGUCGGAAUCUCAGAUGAGCGCUCUGCAGAACCUGAUUGAGAGCUACAAUCAGCAACAGCAUCUGUUUCCCAACUCGGUGAACAACGCCACUGCCACGAAACCUGGGUUACAUUUUCCCGCCACCGACCCCGGCAUCACCCAGUACAUCACCGACAACUACAGACAACUACAGCUCACAAACAGCAGGGUCGUCCUCACCAACAUCAAACAGUAUGCGGGAAGAACGGCUUCACCCCGUAGAGUACAACAUACUACAUUUAUCCCACAUGCUUCAGAACCUGGAGCCGAUGCUGUGAACAGUGUACAUGACCAAAAGCCGUUGGAUAGUCCAGUGCCAAGUGCAGGAGUUGAACAUCCGUCCAGUUAUUAUGUCAUAUAUUAUUAAAUAAAAUGUCUAAGAUUGACUAGAUUAAUACCUAAAGAACGGGGAAAUGGCACCAACAGACAACAUCACCGAUUGUGUUUCUGCAUUUGACAUCUCGAUCAUGAUUAAUUUACUAUAAGAGUCUGGGAUUCAGUUCAAAUAUAAGAAUAUAGACUCAAACGUCUGUUGUUUUAAAGUGUCUAGAUAUAUUUGCUAUAAGAGUGUAGAUUCAGUUCAAAUAUAAGUCUGGACUCCAUAGUUUUAGAACGUAUGUUGUCUUAAAGUGUCUAGAAUACGUUUAGUAAGAGUCAGAGUCACAGUUUGUUUUUCUGCAUUUGACAUUCUGAUUGAUGUUGUAUAUGCCAGGAGUUUGGAUUCUGUUUCGAACGUCUCUCAUCUCAAGAGCCUCGAAUACGUUCAGUGAGAGUCACCGAUUGUUUUUUUUCUUCUGAAUUUGACUCCUAUCGCCACAAGAGUAUGGAUUCGGUUCAGACAUAAAAAUAUCGACUGCAUAGUUUUGAAUGACUGUUGUCAUAAAGUCUAGAAUAUGUUUCGUCAGAGUCCAGAAUAUUAUGUUUUAUCUUUUUCAUCUCUUAGGACACUCAGCAGAAUGGACAAUUCAGAGCAGAAACCUACGGUUGAAAGGUUUAAGCAGUACAGACUUGUGAUGCAGUGGCGUAGUGAUACGGGUGCAUUUAUCUCAGGGCGAUGGGUUGACAAGGGUGCCAAAUAAACUUACUUCAUUGGAACGUUUAAAAAAAAACCCAUAGAUACCAUGAUGGUUUUGGUGAAAAGCAGUUAUCGUGUAACAAAAUUCGAGUUAGUGGUGCAUGGAGUUUAGAUUUAUUUUGGCGAGACGUGCCCCAAAGUAUGUUUUCCCCUAGAUGUCAUACAAACUCACUACGCCACUGCUUUUGGUGACAUGGUAUAUGGCUUCAUGUCGGAGGUUUUUACUCUUAAUAUAAAUGAGCUAAAUCGCAAAACAAAUAUAAUAAAUUCACAGAUGAAAAGUGA